This is a messenger RNA of Erigeron canadensis, 1193 nucleotides long. Its product is annotated as wall-associated receptor kinase-like 1. Lineage: Eukaryota; Viridiplantae; Streptophyta; Magnoliopsida; Asterales; Asteraceae. The record is from RefSeq and is a predicted model, not a curated record. Gene Ontology annotation, molecular function: ATP binding; protein serine/threonine kinase activity. The transcript has a single exon. Gene Ontology annotation, biological process: cell surface receptor signaling pathway; protein phosphorylation. Gene Ontology annotation, cellular component: plasma membrane. The coding region runs from base 1 to 1107 and encodes 368 amino acids.
AUGGGCGUCGUUGUAACAUCCAUCACAAUGUUUCUAUCAUAUUGUUUUUUAAAACAAAGACGUAUUGCCAAACAUAAAGAAAUGAUAUUCAAGAGAAAUGGAGGGACGAUUUUCGAGAAGAUUCUUUCUGAAUCUGAAGGAUCGACACAGAUUGUCAAAAUUUUCACCGAAGAGGAACUCAAGAAGUCAACAAACAGCUUUAGCCCAGACAAUGUUGUUGGUCAAGGAGGUUUUGGGACGGUUUAUAAAGGCAUUUUGAUAGAUAAUACGGUGGUAGCAAUCAAGAAGUCAAAAGUGAUUGAUCCAAACCAAAUAGGACAGUUUGUUAAUGAGGUGGUACUUCUAUCACAAAUCAACCAUCCUAAUAUUGUAAAGCUGGUGGGCUGCUGUCUCGAAACAGAUGUUCCUUUACUAGCGUAUGAGUAUAUAGUCAACGAGACAUUGUUUCAUCACUUGCAUGGGAAAUCUCAUGGCUCUUUGUUAUCAUGGAGGAUGAGGUUAAAGAUUGCAGUUGAAACAGCAGGAGCUAUUGCUUAUAUGCAUUCGGCUACCAAAAUUAUACACAGAGAUAUCAAAUCUUCUAAUAUACUAUUGAAUGAUGACUAUACUGUCAAAGUUUCCGACUUUGGUAUUUCACGUUCUAUUCCUAAGAACAAAAUGCAGGUCUCCACAGCCGUUCAAGGGACACUUGGAUACAUAGACCCUGAAUACUUUAUUUCAGGUAUUUUGACCGGGAAGAGUGAUGUUUAUAGCUUUGGGGUUGUACUAGUAGAGCUGCUCACCGGGAAAAAAGUAAAUUCUGCAGUGGCAACAUACCGAUCUCUGGUAGAUCAUUUUCUUCUGUUACUGAAAGAGUACCGUUUGAUUGAAGUUCUAGAUGAUCAAGUGAAGCUAGACGCAACUCCUGAUCAGAUUAAUCGAUUUGCCCAUCUUGUCAAGUCAUGUGUUAGUCCUGAAGGCAUGGCAAGGCCUACAAUGGAAGAGGUGAAAGAGGAGCUCCUCGCUCUGCAAGAAAUUUCAGGUUUACCUUAUACAGAUAAGGAAAGCUUCUGUUCCACAGGCUCGUAUGUAUCACAACCAUCAAGCUCACAGAUCAUGAUGUUCUAAUGAAAUCCUAUUACCAGCUACUAGAUUUUAAUCUAGUGUAUUGUAACGCCCAUAAAUUUAAGACCACUUUUUCAAAUAAACAUUUA